Molecule: messenger RNA, 6851 nt
Organism: Scophthalmus maximus (turbot)
Lineage: Eukaryota; Metazoa; Chordata; Actinopteri; Pleuronectiformes; Scophthalmidae
Gene: diras1b
Product: DIRAS family, GTP-binding RAS-like 1b
Exons: 3
Coding region: 348-944 (198 amino acids)
Biological process (GO): signal transduction
Cellular component (GO): plasma membrane
Molecular function (GO): GDP binding; GTPase activity; GTP binding
Source: RefSeq, a predicted model, not a curated record
GUCUGUUUUAAAGUGUUGCUGCCGUCCAACCACCAGGACGUCAUGUAUGAAGUGAAGGAAAAUCAAGUGUGGACAGAAAAGGGAGAGGGGGCAUAGCACCUCCCACGUCCUAUCUGGCAGAAAGAGAGAGCGAGAGAGACAGAGAGAGAGGGAGGGAGGGAGUCUGCUGUGGCGGUGGUGGUGGUGUUAGAAAUCGGACGACAUGAGCUCUACAUGAACCGCGUAAAAUGCUGUAAGACGCUCCUCGGCGUUUGUCUUUCAUCCGUCUCGACCAAGGGCGAGCCCGACGCGGAGCAGUCUUCUUCCCGACCAGGUGCAACACUGUCUUAGAGCCUGAGGGGGGCAGAAUGCCGGAGCAGAGCAACGACUAUCGCGUGGUGGUGUUCGGGGCGGGCGGAGUGGGCAAGAGCUCCCUGGUGCUGCGCUUCGUCAAGGGCACCUUCAGGGACACCUACAUCCCCACGGUGGAGGACACCUACCGCCAGGUGAUCAGCUGCGACAAGAGCGUGUGCACGCUGCAGAUCACCGACACCACGGGGAGCCACCAGUUCCCCGCCAUGCAGCGCCUGUCCAUCUCCAAAGGCCACGCCUUCAUCCUGGUGUACUCCAUCACGAGCAAACAGUCCCUGGAGGAGCUCAAGCCCAUUUACCAACAGGUCCUGGCCAUAAAGGGCAACGUGGAGGCCAUCCCCAUCAUGCUCGUGGGCAACAAGAGCGACGAGACCCAGCGGGAGGUGGAGACCAAGGACGGAGAGGCGCAGGCCAACCAGUGGAAGUGCGCCUUCAUGGAGACGUCAGCCAAGACCAACCACAAUGUAACCGAGCUCUUCCAGGAGCUGCUCAACCUGGACAAGAAGAGGAACAUGAGCCUCAACAUCGACGGCAAGCGCUCAGGGAAGCAGUCCCGCGCCGAGAGACUGAAGGGCAAAUGCAGCGUGAUGUGAAUAUCGGAGAAGGAGGAAAGGGGAGGUGGAGGCCGGGGAACGGGGGCUUACAGAGAAUAACGGAGGAGCGCAAAGGGAGACGAGAUGAAAGACGGACUCACUAAACGUAUCACUCAGAGCAAAAUGUCUGGAAGGCAACGGGGAAUCUCAUCACCCACCGCCUCCUCCAGUUGACUGGUGCCAUUUCACCAACGCAGACUUCCAUACCGGGAACAUACCGCAUUUCAGCCCGGAGCAUUGCAUCCAUUUGCAUUCUGCUUACAUACAGAAAACACCGAGUCGCAGAAGAACACCGGUGGACGUCAGCCGUUGUUUUUUGGGGAAAAAAACAGCGCGGGCGCGGACUUUUUCCAUCGUCCAAGUGCCUCGAAACCCGGCUGAGGGGUCCCGUUGAAACCUUGGACUCCGUUUAAAGACCACAGGCGACAGCACCGUGUCCUCUCUCACCUCCACACCCGCGACGCUCCCCCGCUGCCCGGCUCGCACCUGAACACAACCCCCUCGACAUCCCAGCGCCCUCGUCCUUUCGCACCCCCCCCCUACUAGUUGUAGUACUACAACUUGUAGUACUACUAGUUGUAGUACUACAACUAUAGAGAAACCUAAUGUGUACGCAGCAGAGUCGACCAAGUUAGUGGAGUUCAACUCAUCUGGUAGAAACACCCUUCUUUUCAGAAACACGCUAGUGAAGACAGGACCUGAGGGGCUCGUGACCCAGCCAAAACCCGAGGAUGUAAAUAGACAUGGGAUACCUCGAUUAUUCCAUCUAGUCUCUUCGUGCCCUGACCCAACUUCUAUAUCGGUCGCAGAAGGUUAAUGCAUUCAUUUGUGGCGAGGGGACAAAAUCACCCGUGUUCUCAUCCAAUUGGUCCUGAAAGAUAUUUUUUAAAAGAAGACCCUUCUUUGCAUAGGUCAAGCCGUCAUUCUAUCAUCGAGCUCACGUGCAACCCUGUUAAAUGUCCCCGCCCGAAGUGGAGCAGCAUCCGGCGGCCGGGGCGUGCUUCUCACCAAGUGUCCGACAAUGACCCUGGAUGCGGGGAAGCUGGACUCUCGUCAAAGCAUGAAACUGAAAAACAAAACAAAACAAAACGCGUCUGCCUUGAGGGAACGAUACACUCACUCGGAUAACCAUUGCCAGGCUGGUAAGGACGGAAGAAAAAAAGGCGAACCCGGACGAUUUUCCUGUUUUGGUUCUGUGGUCAAGAAUGUCACGUUUUGCUUUGGCACUUUUCACGUGAAGGUUUCUCUCUAUUUAAUGCCUUCUUCUUCUUUUUUUUCCUUUUUUUCUUGCUUUAUGACGAUCUUUAAAUUCAUGUUGAGAAAAAAAAACAGAAAGCACACAGAGAAAAUAAGAAAAGAAUUAUAAUGUAAUGGAUGUAAAAUUCCCCCCAGUGCAGAUUAUUGAGUGUGACCUGAAUCAGUAAUUCUGUUUCCUCUUUGAUUGUUUGUUUGUUUUUGGUUUGGACACACUACUUCUCAUCCAGGCAUCAGGAAACAGAAUGGGUCAAACACACACACACACACACACACACACACACACACACACACACACACACACACACACACACACACACACACACACACACACACACACACACACACACACACACACACACACACACACAGGCGCCCGAACGCAAAAGAAAUACCCGCGCGCAUGCAUAUCUGUGGUUUUCAACCUGAGAAACACGUUUUUGUUGACGGCCUACAUGAGGAACUCACUCAGCCUAGAUGCUCUCACAUUGCACUUUAUAUCAUGAACACACACCCUCACGCACAACACUUAAAUCUGCCAUGUUUUUGCCUAUAUAUUAUGUUUUUACGACCUCUGCUGAACACAGAAUAUCCCGGAGCCAUUGCUCUAUGUCCAAAGUGCAUAUGUAUAAAUAUAUAUACAUAUAUAUAUAUAUAUAUAUAUAUAUCUAAACAUACACACACACACACACACACACACACACACACACCCUUUUCUCACGCAGGAGCUCUGGAAAUUGUACACAGUGUACACAGGACUGCCAAAAGCACAAUACUUUUUUACCGACAUAUCUGUUUGUACAUUUUUGUUUUUGUCUGUUUCCUUUUUUGUAUAUUGUUUUUGAAUGUUUUGUCUCGUCUGCGACGAUUUCCAUCUUUAACAUUUGCUCGACGGUCCUGGACGCGGAGGAACAAACAAUCGCCUCACCGUCGCAGGUAGCCCUCAGUCUCGGUGUAGAUUGUAAGAUGCUAUCGAUGGCAACGGUAACGCGGCACAGCGAGGUCGCGAUUCUGCCGAUACAACCGGGUAUGUCGUGAUGUGACCCGUCGGCUGCGGCGGCGGGGGGAAUGUGUGUGGGUGACGGAAGCCCCCUCCCGCCACACGAUCGCAGAGGAGGGUCGGAUUAUUUGUCCACUGUUCUCCAUCUCUCAGGCGGCUCUAACAAAACAACUUGGUGGAUAAUCUGUCUCCUGUACUGUUAAACCCAAAGACACAGAGAACGGCCCUUUUAACUGUGUGUCCGUUUCUCUGGAUAAAAAGAAAGAAAGAGAGAGAGAGAGAGAGAUGGAAGAAAAAAGCACAGCAACUGUUCUCGUCCGUCUCCUUCUGUCUCUGUGUGUGCGGCAGAAUCAACGACUGGGCACUUUAAGGGUGACAUUUUACUUGAAGAACUUGCUUAUUAAUCAGCGCUGCCUCGUUUAUGCACACGGUGUCAAAUGCCCCUCCUUCCAUUACUCACGCCCAUUUCAAAACUAUUCCAAAAUGUAUAGUUCUUUUGUAAAUAGGCUUACGGUAGUUCAACGAGAUGUUCAAAAGGAGCUUCAAGUAAGAUGUUACCCGUGUAAAGAUAAUCUGUACCCGCUGUCUUGCCGGGAAUAUGUCCUUUGUAACCAGGAAAUAUUGUUACAGUAGGAGGUUCAAUGUUGCUAUAUACUGUAAUAUACAGCUUAUUAACGACGCUCAUUAUAUAUUGUGUUUGACACAUCCACUCUUCAGAUCAAUCGGAUAAGAUUAGCAAAAUGUGAAUAUAUAUAUAUAACUAAAGGUUCCACUCCAUGGCUGUUUUUUUUUUUAAUUUUUCAAAGUUGAAUGAAUCCGUUGUUAUCGAUGUGUUGUAUUUUGCACUAACGUGAGGUCCUGUUAAACUCAACAACAACAAAAAGAUUGCAUUGUAAACACGCCCUUUACGCGUUAGACACCAGGGAUGCUCAUUCAUACUCUUUCACCCCCCCCCCCCCAUUGGUUUAUAUCUCAGAAACAAUACGUCUGAAUGAGAUCUGGGAUAUUUGUAAUAGUUUGUCUCGGUUUGUUCUUUAAGUCGCCAGUUGGAUGGAGUGAAACCUCCCUGACGUGGCCGUCCGAAGCACUGGGGCUGAAAGAGAAAAAGCUGGGGGAAAAACAACAACAACAACAACAACAAUCUGACCCCACGUCUGUGUCUGAUCUGAUGUGUAGCUGCAUAAAAUAUCAGCUGGACGCGUCCGGUCGCUGCCACGCACACCGCCAGAUUGCGAGGUAUAUGUUUGUGCAACGUGUUGUUUCCGCUGACGUCGUUUUGCUCAUGCCAUCCUGAGUGGAAAAUAUGAUACAGCAGGGCGGGGAGAGGGGGGGAAAAAAAACAACAGCCAACGAGGCAGCGUCCGGCAGCGGUAUGUGGACGACAACAGACGAGCCGGAGUGAAGAGGGAAAAGGGAGCUGUGCUAUUAAUAGACCUGGUGUGAAAGUGUGGAGUGCGACUGCACUAACUGUGGCCUGUGUAGGACUCCAAUGUGGCUGUGCAUGUUUUUGGGGGGCAGUGAGAGGAGUGUGUGUGUGUGUGUGUGUGUGUGUGUGUGUGUGUGUGUGUGUGUGUGUGUGUGUGUGUGUGUGUGUGUGUGUGUGUGUGUGUGUGUGUGUGUGUGUGUGUGUGUGUGUGUGUGUGUGUGUGUGUGUGUGUGUGUGUGUGUUAGUUAAACGCUUGCAUGAAUCAGGACAGACACCUCUGGCCCCCGUCCCCCCCAUGGCUUGUCUCAUCUCAUUUAUCAAUGAAGCAUAUAUUCAUCGCUGCUGUGUCGGUUUGUGUGAGUGCGUGUGGGACUGUGAGUGAGUGGGUGAGUUCAUCCAUGUAUGUGUGCAGUCACCUAUUUGCAUUUCUUCACUCUGGCCUGCAUGAUUGACUGUGCGUGUGCGUGUGUGUGUGUGUGUGUGUGUGUGUCUGCGUGGGUAUGAGUGUGUUUGCAUGUUUGUGUGCUGUCGUUGUACCAUCUUAUGAAGCGUCUGUCAGAUAUUUUUCUUGAGGAGACUGCCCACACAUUCUGCAUGAGUCAUCCAGCACACACACACACAAACAGGUGUGGGGGCUGAAUAGACAGGCGUAUUUCAUACGUCUUCAGUUCAAACAAGUUACACACAUUCUCACCGGCAUCAUCAUCAUCAUCAUCAUCAUCAUAACUGGCUGUUUUUGUUCUGCUCCGCGCUGUCGUGCAGGCUCCACUGUCUGCGCCGCUUCUCUCCAUAAAUUAGCUGUCCUCCCCCCGACGACUCUUGAGUUUCCUUCACAUCCGUCCCCUCCGCAUUCUUCUUCUUCUGUGAGUCGGUUUGCACUUGAACAGACUUGAAGGUCGACACUGCUCUCACAUCCGCCUGUAAGAUAGUUGUAAAUAGUGUUCAAAGGACUUCAAAUUUUUCAGAGUCGUGAGAGAGGGAGGAGAGCGUGCAUGGGCAAAGGAGGCUGUGGGUGGAAGGUGCCGGCGUUUCUUUCUCAAAGUCAAACUUACUUUACCUCACAGGAGAGCUACUUGACGACUUUGUGUCAACUUCAGCGGCUGACAUGGAGUCGUUAAAACUUUGGCCUUUUCCAAAGUGAGCUAUAAUUUUUUUCUCUGCAAGAAAAACAACUGAAUGUCCUUUAAAACAGGACAUUAGUGGAGACCCAAAGUGCCCAUUAUUAGAUUAAUGAAUAAGAUGCUUCAUUUUGUGGCUAAAUACAGACAAAAAAAAUAUAUACAUGAUAUUAACAUCAACAAAUUCUGAAAUAAUCUAAUAAAUGUUAGCUUUUAUUUAAUUCCAUUAGGUUUUCAUUCCUAAAUAUUACUUUCUUUUAUCAUUAUUAUGAUUUCACCGUGCUAUUUCCCAUCCCAGUGAAUUCAUUUUAUUGUGACACGGCAGUCCAAAAAAGAGGAACAAUCUGGGCAAAGUCAGUUAUGCGACCGGCUGACUUCUGAAUCAGACCAAAGCAGCAGCAGCAGCCAAUUACAUAACAGGAUCUUCUCGAUUUUUGUCUUGAACAAAAGUUGCAUGGUCAUGGCGUUGUGAAAUAAAUGCAGACGUUGGAAGAAGAACUUGAGUUGCCGGAAAAUACAUAAAAAUGUUUUAUUGAGAAAAGACGCAGGAUAAAAUGACAUUUGAUAAUACUGAACUGUUGGACUGUUGCCAGGCAGAGUUCGCCCCAGUUGUUGGUCAUCGUGGAGGUCACAGGGUGCUCGGCGGCGAUGUUGCUGAGGAGUCUCCUCACUUUGGUUCUCGUGCGUGUGCGUGCGUGCGUGUUCUUCCGUGGCAGGAUGCGGAAACAUGACCUUGUGACGCUGAAACAAAAGGGUCACGUAGAAGCUGAACACACAAUAAAAGCUGCGCCUUUCAAUGCCACCGGUUUCAUUUCUACAAACGAGGGCAGGUGACAGUCACGUGAGAGGGUCUGAGGGAAAUCAGCUCCGCAGGGUGGAAAUAAAAUAAUUCAAAAAAAGAUGCUCCCACUGACCCUGUUACAAGCUGGUGGUGGUUGGGGGCCGCACAGCGGGGCCUAUAGAGCUUGUGGGUAAUGUAGUUCGGUACUAUCCUGUCGCUCUGGCUCUUCAUUCCUGCAUGGUCCCUAUCGGUGUUUCAGCCAGCAUGAGAACAAGGACACAAACUGUGAAUCAUCUUUGUAUUUUUUAAAUAAAUUCCCUCGGCAGCA